AUGGAUCAACACAAGAAACAGGAUCUGCAAAAUCCUUUUUCGAGGAUAGACAAAUCGAAAUGGUUAGUCAACAUUAGUAAUAAGCAGAUACCGAACUCUGUGUCAGAUUUUCUGUGUUUGGGAGAUAAAUUUGCGUUACCGAUUAACCAAUUCGAUAAAAAAGACCGCGAAAUUUCCGUUUUAGAAACAAUAAAGAAUUUCGAAGUUAAUGCUCACAGGUUUCCGGAAAAUGCGGUAAAUAGUGUACGUGAGUCGUUAACGGAUUCUUUACAUAGAUUUUUAGUGAAUAAAAACCACGUAGAUUUGGUCGAUCGCUGCAUAUUAAAUAGAUACGCGGAAUGCAAAAAAUUUUUACGAGAAAACCACGAUGUCUUCGUCACGAAGGCUGACAAGGGUCAGGUCACUGUUAUUAUGGACAGGGAUGAAUACUUGACAAAAAUGACCGAUUUACUUAAAGACGAGUCCACGUACAAAAAAUUAAAGAAAGAUCCUAUUAGACAAAUCUCCUUGAAAUUAAAUGAACUUGUCAGAUCGUGGCGAGACAGUGGUAUUAUCGAGGACUCGGACUACAAGCGUUUAAAUUGCACCAACGGGAAUCUCCCACGUUGUUACGGGCUGCCAAAGAUCCAUAAAAAUGGUUUUCCGCUACGGAUUAUUGUUUCGGCUUUGGGAAGUCCCUUAUAUAACGUAGCGUCCUUUCUCCACAGUAUCUUGCAUCACUCUAUUCGCCCACCUAAGUCUCACAUCAAGGACAGUUGGUCCUUUGUAAGAGAAAUCAAGGACAUUGAGAUUAAUACUGACGAGGUACUCGUUUCCCUCGAUGUAACGGCUCUUUUCACCAACAUCCCGAAGGAGUUAGUUCUCAGAGGAAUAGAAAAACGUUGGCAGGAUAUCUCGGGUAACACGAAGCUUAAUUUGCCGCAAUUUUUGCAUGCUAUUGAGCUGGUACUGGGAUCUACGAGUUUCAGUUUUAAUGGUGACACAUAUGAACAGAUCUUUGGCAGCCCGAUGGGAUCUCCGCUUUCACCAAUAUUAGCGGAUAUUGUGAUGGAGGAUUUAGAGACUCACUGUCUUGCUAUGCUUAAUUUUUCUCUGUCGUUUUUCCGCCGUUAUGUCGACGAUGUUAUUGCCGUAAUUCCUAAGGAUAAAAUUGGGGAUGUCCUUGACGCGUUUAAUAACUAUCACCCCCGUUUAAAAUUUACUCACGAAUUGGAGGGUCUUAGUGAGGAUAUUCGCCGGACCGUAAACCGAUGUGGCCUCGAUGUCCUUUACACGAUUCCAAAAAAGAUGGAUUCAAUUAUAAAACGGGGUAAAGAUAAGCUCGAUAAUAUGAAAGAAACAGGAGUGGUCUACAAAAUCGAAUGCAACGACUGUAACGUUUCUUAUAUUGGACAAACCUUAAGACAUUUGGAAACUCGUGUGAAGGAACAUUUAGGUGACAUCAAAAAAGAG
Temnothorax curvispinosus is the source of this 1452-nucleotide messenger RNA. RefSeq lists its product as uncharacterized. The transcript is spliced from 3 exons. Lineage: Eukaryota; Metazoa; Arthropoda; Insecta; Hymenoptera; Formicidae. The record is from RefSeq and is a predicted model, not a curated record. The annotation marks the transcript as partial.